Messenger RNA from Astrephomene gubernaculifera, 3236 nucleotides. Lineage: Eukaryota; Viridiplantae; Chlorophyta; Chlorophyceae; Chlamydomonadales; Astrephomenaceae. The record is from the annotation of a GenBank genome assembly.
AAUGCUUCGUAUAAAUUAAAUGAUACCCUGGAGUGAAAGGUGUAUAUGACCCAGGUCGUGGGGCCCAGUUGCCUAGUUGACUACUAUGUGCGGAAUGUGCCGUGCAGGCCCCAACCUCAAUGCGCAAUUUGCACAAAAUGUCUGUGCUGCUUACCCAACAAUGCAUGACUGCUUACACAUUAAACCUAAUGGGCUGGAAAAGCUUAAAGCUUUCCGUGCCAUAGAGGCGGAGUGUGUCACUAUACCGAGACCUUUCACUGCGACCCCAUAACUCGAGAGCAUGGGAUGGGGCUGGACGCACGAAUACCUUUCAUAGAUUUCGGGCACCCAACUGUAGAUGGGGACCGCCUCACCGACUUCCAGUACAUAAGUAAAGGCGGCUUCGCAUUGGUAUUCGUUGCAAGCUAUUCAUGCAAUGGCGGUACAGCAUGUCGAGUGGCAGUCAAAGUACUCAAGCCGGAGAACCAUCAGCGGCCCGCCAGCUACACCAAGUUCCUGCAGGAGGUGGCUUUCCACUCCGCCCUGUCCCACCCGUCGAUCGUGAGGUCUCUGGGCUUCUGCAGCGUCCCGAUUGAGAAGCUCAUUGGCGCGACACCCCCGGGCAUACUCCUCCCUGCCGGCGCCGGCGGCGGUGACACGGGUACCGCGGGGGGCCGCAAUGCCAGGGCCAAGGCAGCUCGGGAAUGGUUUGCGGAGCAGCGGCUGGACAGCUGCUGGGCGCUGGUGCUGGAGCUGAUGCCGGAUGGCAACCUAUUCGACCAAGUCCAUGCGGCAGCAGCAGCAGCUGCUGCUGCCGGGGGUGCAGCUGGCGCUUCGGGCACUGGCAGUGCUGCUGCUGCUGCUGUCGGCUCUGGGACGUCUGUGCCGGCGGAAGCAAAGGCGCACGCAGCAGCAGCAGGGUCAGCACCAGCAGCAGCAGCUCUGGUGCCUGGGAGCUACAGUGACGCGCAGGCGCUGACAUGGCUGAUCGAGUUGGCUGAUGCCAUGACCUACCUGCACAGCAGACAGCCGCUGCUCAUUCACCGAGACCUGAAGCUGGAGAAUGUGCUGCUGCGCCGGGAGGCUGACGGCGUGCUGCAUGCGAAACUGUCUGACUUUGGUCUCAUGGUGGCCGUUAACGAUGCGGGUGAGAAGCUGCCGAGCCCUCGGGUGCUCCGGGCGCCCGGACAGAGCCUACGCGACCUGCAGCUGGGGCCCCGGCAGCAGCAGCAGCAGCAGCGGGACCCCUCCCCGGCUGCAGCUGCGCCAGCUUGGAACUGGCCGCAGCUGCUGCUUCGGGGCGGAGGGCGGCAGGCCGCGCAGAAGCAGCAGGGGGCGACAGCAGCAGCGGCGGCGCGGGGCCAGCCGCAGCCGCAGCAGCAGCAACCCCCGCAUGCGCCGGCCCAGGCCCAGUCUCCGGCUCAGCAGCAAGAGGAGAAGUCGGCGGUGGAGGCGGCGGCUGCGGCAGGUGCGGCUGCUGCCGGCCUGCCGGUUCGCCACCGCACGCGGGGGCGCUCACACUCCUGCCCUUCCCUCAUCAGCCUUGCUGGCCCCCGGCCCAGCGGUGUUGCAUGGAUACAAGGCCCCGAUGCAGCAGCAGCAGCGGCGGGAGCAGCACCAGCCCACCGCAGCACGUCACCCAUGCCCCAGCCCCUGACGCAUGAGAACUUCCGGCUGGGCUGCGGUACUGGGACCGGAGCUGGCAUGGGGUCUGCUGGCGUGCUGGGUGGCCCUUGCUCCGGAUCAGUCAGCCCGAGGGGCCUGCUCGCCAGCCCGGGCGGCAAGGCAACCGGCGGCGGUGGCGGUUGCGGGAUGGUGGGACUUGGGCCGGGGCCUGGGGCGGUGCCAGAUGGCGUGCUGGCAGGGGUGGCGAGCCUGCCAGAGGCACUACCCGGGCCGCGAAUGUCGGAGACGGGGCAUUCACAGGUGAGGCUAAGCCAGCUGAGCGGCUUGCUGCGGAGGGGCAAGGGCCACGCGGACUUCCUGCCCGACAUCUUCCAGAUGACCUUCAAGCUCACAGGGCAGUGCGGUUCCGUAUGCUACAUGGCGCCCGAGGUGGCCCGGCAGCUGCCGUACAACCAGAAGGCCGAUAUCUUCUCCUUCGGCUGCAUCAUGUUCGAGCUGCUGACGCGGCAGCUCAUGUCCGACGGUAUCGCCAACGGUGACGUGGAGGCGGCCAUGGCGUACCUGAGCCGCGUGAGUUGGAGCGGAUGGCGGCCGGAGCUGCCCAGCGGGUUGCCUCGGGAGCUGCGGCUGCUGAUCUCGCUGUGCUGGCACCGGGAACCCCGACUUCGACCCAACUUCGCGACCGUGGUCAAACACCUCCGGGAGGCCCUCUGCGCUGCCGCUGCACCGCGUGUGCCCCUGCCGCUGAAGCCCUCGGUCUCCGAGGAACAACAACAACAGCAGCAGCAAUGUCGACAGGCGCUGUUGCAGCAGCAGCAGCUAAUGCAUCCAACGCAGCGGUAUUUGCUGCCGGCGGAGCAACAGCCGCAACAGCAGCAGCAGCAGGCAUUACAGUUGCAACCGCUUCAGUUGCAACAGCAGCCAUUACAGUUGCAACCACUUCAAUCGCUGCAACUGCAGCAGCCUCUGCAGGAUCAACAGCAGCAGCAGACAGAACCACGAGGCCUGCUGGAGCGGCAUGUUAGCACCCCCGUGCUGCUCCAACACCAACACAACCACCACCAAAUGUACAACGUCAACCUCCAACAACAAGCACAGCAGACGCAGCAGCAGCAGCAGCUACUAGCCCAUCAGCAGCACCAGCAGCAGCAGCACCUGCGGAUGCAACUCCAGCAACUGCAGCAGCUCGCGUUAACGCAUGCAAUCAGCGUCAAGCGGCUCGGCAACCACGCGAGCAGCACCCCUGGGAUUACCGGUAACAGCACCACCGGUACAACAGUUACCGUUACCGCAACCACCCCUGUGCCCCCCUUCCCUGUUGUACAACAACAACAACAACAACAACAACAGCUACUGCUGCAGCCGCUCCUGCUAGGGCCCAGCGGGCUGCCCUCACCGGCUGCGAGCUCUAGUUGCACGACAAUGACGUACUCCUCCGCUCGUCGUAUUUCAAGCCCGGUGUUGGGAACAGCUGCAAUGCCGUCGCCGCAACAUCAGCUGCAGCAACAGCAUCUGCAGGCAGUUGCUUGCUUCCCCAUGCAACAACAGCAGCCACUGCACCUGCACCUGCAGCACAUUCAGCAGCAGCGGAGGCACAGCACGGCGGCAGCGCCGCUCGGGACUCUGGCUGG